Molecule: messenger RNA, 3258 nt
Organism: Linepithema humile (Argentine ant)
Lineage: Eukaryota; Metazoa; Arthropoda; Insecta; Hymenoptera; Formicidae
Molecular function (GO): protein binding
Source: RefSeq, a predicted model, not a curated record
UUGGCGGGUGUCGUGCUACAUCCACAAUUAUUGCGAUAUCUAUAAGAAAAGAACUGUGACGAAUAAAAUUAAAUUUUUUUCCAAUUGAACUAGUUCCAAACGCGACGAUACAUGUAUGUCGUUGACAUUUAGCAAUUUCUACGAUGACACCGUAUGAGAAUAACAUUGAUUCACGUUGUUCGCUAUUGUAACCUUGAACUUGACUAACGUAUUCGCUGAUUCUGGGGAGUGUCUGAGGCCUGUACAAGUGACUGUUGAUCGUACAUUUUUCUAUCAUUUUUAUCAAUAACAAUUAUGGAUCCCGCGGUCUUCCCGGAGGAAAUUUGGAUUAAGAUUUUAUUAUACUGCGAUGUACCUGACAUUAUUGCUUUUGGCAGCACCUGCAAAUACUUGAGGAAAACAUCCGAUACUGAUUAUCUAUGGAAAAUGAAAUGGCUGCAGUUGAUUUCAAAGGUACAUUUUAAAUUCCCAGAUAUAAAAUGUCUGCAAUUGCUUAGUGUCAGCUUUAAAGCUAUGUGCUAUAGAUUGCACAUGGUAAUAACGUUGGGAGAGAAUGUACCUUUCCCAAAGUGUUACCACUGUAGUGGUUACACCUGUCAAAGAAAUUGUGUAGAAGGUUCCAGUGCUAAGGUGGUAAUUGAGAUUGGUAAUAAAUAUACAUGGGUUAUUACACCAUACUUUGGACUAAGAAGACAUUUUUCAAUGUUUGGCAUUCCAAAGUACAACAGUAAAACUCAUAUGGAACAAGUGCAGACUCAAAAUGUUCCAAGCAGCAGCACACGCUUAAAGUCUGAUACAAAGUCAUUAGCAAAAAGAUUGAAAUCGUUAAAAUUGUCAGAAUUGGCCACAACUAAAAUUCCACGACCAAGCGGACCGUUUUGCGUUUUUUGCAAUUCUGUGAAAUUGUACAGGGAAAAGCGAAGGUUAAUCACACAUCAAAAUGAUCCAUUGUCUUACACUAGACCAAAUCCAAUUUAUCAGAAACUCAUAAAUGGAUAUUGCACCGAUACAGUAGAAGUUCUCGGUAUCCCAAAUGUAGAUGUUGUAAGUCCAGCAGAGGCAUUGCUAUGCGAGGGUACAUUUCCAGUUCUCAAAACUUUUAUCGAUCACUUAUUUCACCAAAUGCGAUUGACUGCGACACUGAGAAAGCCGAAUACUGUGCUUAUGUUUUGCGAACCAUUGGCAAUGCAUCCCACAUUGAGAAAACAGUUAUUACAUUAUUUAUUCCAGGAAGUUAAAGUAGCGAGAGUAUGUCUGGUGCCGAAACCUCUAGCAGCAUGUGCCAUGCUGGAUGUGGAGACUUGCGUGGUAGUUGAUAGCGGUGCUUUGUCCACAACGGUAGCUGUCGUAAUCGGAGGACGGGUUAUACCACAACGCUGGAGGCUGUUGCCUGUGGGUGGUUGGCACGUUGCUUAUCACUUGAAGCAAGCUAUGCACUGGCAACCAAAGGAGUAUCAUCAAAUUCCUAUAUCCUACCUAGACAUUUUGGCUGUUAAAGAAAAGUGCAGGCUGAGUUAUAAUAUUAAGAACGAAGAGAAACGUCUAGGACCGAAAGCAAGAGAGCACAUCAAUCUUCGAGUUGAUAGCUACGCAGACUACAAACAAUUUUGGAGAGUCUCCUUAGGACCAGAAUUAUAUAUAGCCCCUGAAAUGAUGUACAUCAGCCUUGGUUUGCCCGAAGUUAUAAAAGAUGUGACAUCAGGAUUACCGGAAGAUAUAAUGCACGAUUGUCUUUCCCACAUUUUACUCACUGGUGGAAAUACAGAUCUUUCGGGUUUCGAAUUAAGACUUACGAAGGAUUUACGUGAGCAAUUGCCAGAAUAUAGCACAAUUUUAGAAGUGAGAAGCUGUCCUGGUACACAUAGUUGGAAUGUCGCAAUGGGAUCUACGUAUGUGCCUUUAGCCGUGCAUCCUGAUAAAACUCCCCCGGAAUAUAUCGAAGGUAAUCCGUUUUGGUUGUCACGAGAAGAAUACGUAUUGUUUGGAUGUGAAUCUCUGGAACACAGUAAUGAAGGUAUGAUAGGUGAUGCCUUAUAAUAUGAAUGUCUCACUCAUUAUAUAAUUAUAAGAUGCGUGCACAUAUAACACAUAAUGACAGGAAAGUAAAUGUUACCAUCGUUAAGUAUAUUUUCUCUUAUAUUGUCUAUGAAUUGGGAAAAAGUAAUUUAGAUAGUUGAAUAGGGCCUGAAACAUUCCAGAAUAUAUCAUGUUCACUAUUUAAAGGCACCUAAAUGUGUUUCCCGAAUUUUGCUAUUUAAAUUUUAUUUACUAGCAUAAUAUGUGUGUGCGCAAGGUAUAUACUAGAUGUUCCAUUUCGAUCUAUACACAGUGCAGUCUCUGCAAUGAGAAAGAAUGCAAAAAAUUUUAUUAUGCAAUUGAUUUUUUGUUAAAUAUUGUCAAACAAGAUCUUUUCUAAAUGCGUUAGAAGUGGAUAUUUGAGAUUUGUCUUUAUGAAAAAAGUAAUAUAUAUAAUAUAUUUAUAUAUUAUUUAUAUAUAUUUCAUAGUAUUAUAAUAUAUAAUAAAAUGAAUUUAGUGACUUGUUGCUUAUGUUUUAUACGAGGAAUGUUUUACUGCAUAGAUUAAAGGGGGACACCUUGUGUGUGUGUGUGCGUGUGUGCGCGCGCGUAUGUGUGUGGUGUGUGCGUACGUGUGUAUAAUAUUCUAAAACUGCCCCAUAUUAACUUGAAAACUUAUAGCAUUUAAAUUUCCACACAUAUUUAAAAAAAUCAUUAUCUAUCAAUAGUAUUUUAGAAGAUUAUGAAGCUUUAUAUUAACCUAAUGGAUAUGCCAAUGUGGCAAUAGUUUCGUUAUUAGCUCUGUGAGGACUAUCCGACACUUGAUAUUCAGUGCAAUAUUACAUGUUAACGGUAUAAAUGUUUUAAAGCUGCGGUAUAAGAUUUUAGUGCCAUCUGAGUAAUUAUAAAGCUAUUACUUUUAUGUACAUAGCACACAUGCAGUGAAUUGUUUUGUAAAUAUAGAAUAACGAAGCUGUUUAAAUUAAAACUGUACAGAUCACUAUACGAACGAUAAACGUCAGACAUGUAUUAUACAAUGAUAGAUAUAGUAUUUCCAAAAAUUGUUCACUAUUUCGUACAUUUAUAUCACAGAAAUCUUGCCAAAAAAAGAAUGUAUAUGUUAAUGGAAGAAAAGUAGGGAUAUUUCUAGUCACUUAGCUCUAAUUAAAUUUCAUAGGAUCAGCAAAAAUGACGAGAGAGUUCUCUUCCAAGAUAAAAUAAUAAAUAUAAUCACAUUAGCGA